AUGCAUCAGCUCACCUUUUUGAAUGUUAUCCUCCUAUUCGUCUCCUUCACCUUGCCACCAGCGGAUGCCAAAUGCUGCGAUAGAAGGGGAAAGACAUGGCCUGAUCUAUGCUGGGACGAUACUCCUCAAACUCCUUGCUGUGGCUACGGAAAGUGCAACGCUUUCUGCUGCGCGUGUAAAGGUGCUACAGUCAUCCAAUCUACAGUCGACUACAGUGGCACCACGUACGUAACUACCAUCACCGCCCCAUCGGACCCGGUCAAGGGACAAGAGACGUGGACCUGCCGUGAAGGUAACCAUCUCUUGACCGUUUUACCACCACCAAAUAGGGAACAAUCGACGGUGACAGUGACAUUGUCGAGUUACAACACGGUAGUUGGUGGUGGCCAAUCGACGGUGACAGUGACAAUGUCGAGUAAAAAGACGGUAGUUAGUGGUGUCAACACGGUCAAGCGCGCUGUUGACCAAGCCACUAUGACAAUCCCAUCGGAAAGACCAACCAUGUCUCCUCGACCCACCAACCCUCCACCUUUUGGUUUCCCAGCCGUCGGUUAUCCAUCACUGGAAGAGCGGGAUGCUCUGGCUGAUCAAAUCCUACUUUUCGAGGACGUAAGUGGUGGCCUACAAAUCAACGGCACGUCGGUGGUCUCGAAGGAGCAAUAUCUGGGAUUCUUCAACGUCCCAGACACGGAGACUGGAGGGCAGUACGGGCAGUACGUACUCGCCAAGUUCGCCAUGCAUGAUGCGAAUGGUGACGGUGUUUUGACGUUCGACGAGACGCAACUGCAAUGCGAUAAAGAUGGUUGCCACUAA
Messenger RNA from Exophiala viscosa, 813 nucleotides. RefSeq lists its product as uncharacterized. The coding region runs from base 1 to 813 and encodes 270 amino acids. The record is from RefSeq and is a predicted model, not a curated record. The transcript has 2 exons. Lineage: Eukaryota; Fungi; Ascomycota; Eurotiomycetes; Chaetothyriales; Herpotrichiellaceae. Gene Ontology annotation, molecular function: calcium ion binding.